AUGGCUGAUUACGAACGCCGAAACCACGGCCAUAGAGGAGGUGGGCGCAAACGCCAUGAUGAUGAUUACGACCGUCGCCAGAGACGCAGAUAUGAAGAGCCUUUGGUUGUCAAAGUUCGACGGCAGCUUCUCACAAUCGCUGAAUCGGCCGCUAGAAGGGCAGAGGAUGAUGCACUAAGUAUUGCGAAAAGCGUGGCUGAGAAUUACGAGGAUGAGGAGUUAAGGGAUAACUUCAUUGAGAUUGCGCUCGACCUUGUUUUGGAGCAGCCGUUAAAAAUCCCGUUCGUCGCCACAGCUGUCCUUGUUGUCAACACAUUGAAGUCAGAGCUCGCGGCCGACGUCCUGAAACGAACAGUUGAGCGCUUCCAAAGGCAUGUCAAUACUGGCGCCUGGCGGGAAGUUAAGCUUUUUUUGCGCUUUCUGGGCUGUUUACAAUGCAUCCUUGAAGGGGACGGUGUCUUUGCGGUCUUGGAAGAGCUAUUCUCCCGCGCCGUAGACCUUCAGACAGCUUCUUCCGAAGACUUGAUCGGAUUAGAGCUUGUGAAAAUUAUUCUCUACACGAUUCCCUACGUUAUGGCCUCCCCAGCUAGCGGGUUCGAAAGCCAGGCUCUCGGGCUUUUGGAAAAAACGGACAUUAUCGCAUCUACUCCGCAUACGCUUGUGGAUUUAGUGAAUCCCUUCGGACCCGAUACCCAGAAGUCAACCACUGUUCCCAGCGUUAUCAGCUUACUUCAAAGCCAGCUGCAAGCAGAGUCGGCUCGAGAUUGGGAACUGGAGUGCCUCCCUCGGCCAUGGAACCACGUAAGGGAUGGGGACGAGGAGUCGAGGCGUCUCGAAGACGGCCCGAAACAUGUUUUCCCUGAAAUCACGAUACCAAACCCAGUGCAAAACGGAUCUAGGGCGAUUUUCCCAGAGGUUUACCUGUCAGUGUAUGGUGACCAGGAAAUCGAAACAGUCCCGCCUACAUCAGAUAUCACGUCUUCUCUGAUAAGGGAUGCGCUAGUUGAUACAAUUAACAUCAUGGACUUUAACCGCAUUGCAACCGCAAAGUUCUUGAUUGACCUCGACUGUUAUUUCACACCCAACAUCUUUGUGAAACGGGCGACUCCAUUCGAUAGGUUGCGCGACCUACCAAGUGAUCGCCCAACAUGGAAACCGGAGGACGUGGCUGUGGAUGCUGUUUUCUCACAGCUUUUCCAGCUACCCUCCCCGGAGCACAAGCUCGUCUAUUACCAUUCCGUUCUUACAGAAUGUUGCAAGAUCGCUCCGGCCGCAAUUGCGCCAAGUUUGGGCCGUGCAAUCCGUUUUCUCUAUCGUAGUCUUGACUCCAUUGACUUAGACCUAAGUCAUCGAUUCUUGGAUUGGUUCACACACCAUUUGAGCAACUUCGGCUUCACCUGGAAAUGGAGUGAAUGGAUCGAAGACCUGGAGCUUCCUAUUGUACAUCCGCGGAUGGCAUUCAUUCACGGUGCGCUAGACAAGGAGAUUCGACUGAGUUUUGCUCAGCGCAUUCGCGGAACGCUUCCAGAUCCAUACCAAAAGCUUAUCACGGAAGGGAAAGAAAAGGAUACUCCCGACUUCAAAUACAUGUCUGAUACAAUGCCGUACGCAAAUGAAGGCAGAGAAAUUAUGGAACUGGUUCGCAAAAAGGCCACUGACGACGAAAUUCAACCCCUCAUUGCUGCGAUAGAAGAGCAAGCAACAGGGCUGGGAGUUGAGAGCCCGCUACUGCCUUCGACUGAUGCUUUCGUCACUGCUAUCUGCUUCGUUGGCUCAAAAUCGCUCUCUCACGUCCUUUCCUGCAUUGAACGUAACAAGGAACGUCUGCUAGCCAUCGGGCCAAAAUCCUCUGCUGCACGCCGCCAGAUAAUCACGUCAGUCAUGGAAUACUGGGCCGAUCAACCUGGGAUUGGUAUCAAUAUCAUUGACAAGCUUCUUAACUACACAAUCAUAACACCUCUCUCCGUUAUUGAAUGGGCUCUGGUCGACCAGCUUAAUGCGGGAACAAUCCUUGCAAGGACGCAUAUCUUUGAAAUGAUCUCUGCCACUGUCGGUAAAGUCACCAACCGUCUCCGCCAGAUUGUCGCGGCACGCACCCAAACCGGCCUCUAUGAGCCACAGCUAAGCGUGCUUGACGAGACACUCAAUCGCGAAAAGAAAGAUAUGCAUGCGCUUUUCCAGGUGAUAGAAGACUCUGUCGUCUCAGUUGCCGGGGGUAGUAAUGACCAGCUCAUGGAGCGUGGCGAUGGGAGCGGCAAUUUGCCCGAGGAUGAAAUCAUCCGCCAAUGGGGAAAGCGCUGGCUACGUGUGUUCCGCCGCAAAUCCGCCGUGGAGGAGUCUUUUAUCACUGAUACCAUGGCCCACGCAACACCCGUGGGGACCAAUGCGCCAACUCCCCCUGCUAACACUGAGGAGAGAGCGCCUACGGAUGCAGACGGCGAUGGCGAUUUGGAUGUUGCUGAUGCAGAGGCUGAUGGGACCGCUGAUAUCUCGUGA
Aspergillus versicolor CBS 583.65 is the source of this 2496-nucleotide messenger RNA. Its product is annotated as NCBP1 family protein. Gene Ontology annotation, biological process: mRNA export from nucleus; nuclear-transcribed mRNA catabolic process, nonsense-mediated decay. Gene Ontology annotation, molecular function: RNA cap binding; mRNA binding. The transcript has 7 exons. The record is from RefSeq and is a predicted model, not a curated record. The coding region runs from base 1 to 2496 and encodes 831 amino acids. Gene Ontology annotation, cellular component: nuclear cap binding complex; nucleus. Lineage: Eukaryota; Fungi; Ascomycota; Eurotiomycetes; Eurotiales; Aspergillaceae.